ACCCUUUCAUUUGACAUGUUUUCAUUCUGUUAGUACCGCGUUUUUAAAUUAAAUAAAUAAAAAACACUAAAUCUCAAUAUUUUCCUCUUUUACAAUGAAUUUAAUUUGCCUUCCUGGACAGAGACUAUGUCUCUCCGAUGAAAAUACAAUUGCCGGCCAAGGAACAUACGAGCGACAAGGCUACAUUUACGCAACACUCGCCGGAACAGUCGAUGUCCGUGAACAAGAUAAUAAGUUUAAAUUAGUUGAAGUUAAAUGCGUUGGCAACCAAACUAUUGUACCUGUUACUGGCGAUGUUGUUACAGCCCGAGUUCAACAGGUUAAUCAAAGAUUCGCCAAAUGUUCUAUCAUCUUCAUUGGUGACCACAUUUUAGAAAGAAACUAUCGAGGAAUCUUAAGGAAAGAAGACGUCCGAGCAACCGAGAAAGACCGCGUUGAAAUGUACAAAUCAUUUCGACCAGGUGACAUUAUUCUAGCCCGAGUGCUCCCACAAACAGAACUCUCCUGCUACCAACUAAGCACAGCUGAGAACGAACUUGGUGUUGUUGUGGCUUUGGCCAAUGAAAGUGGUCCAUACGGCGUCCCAAUGGUGCCGGUGAGUUGGACUGAAAUGCAGUGCCCCGAUACACUUGUUAAAGAACUGAGAAAAGUAGCAAAAAUCGUCCCGGAGAGUGCACUUAAAACAGAAAUUGAAAACCAAUAAACUAAAUUCAAAAUAAUCCAUA
Eupeodes corollae is the source of this 725-nucleotide messenger RNA. It is a transcript of the gene Csl4, whose product is annotated as exosome complex component CSL4. NCBI's taxonomy places the organism in Eukaryota, Metazoa, Arthropoda, Insecta, Diptera, Syrphidae. Gene Ontology annotation, cellular component: cytoplasm; nuclear exosome (RNase complex). Gene Ontology annotation, molecular function: RNA binding. Gene Ontology annotation, biological process: RNA processing. The coding region runs from base 95 to 703 and encodes 202 amino acids. The record is from RefSeq and is a predicted model, not a curated record. The transcript is spliced from 4 exons.